AUGCCCUGGUGCUCUCGCUCUUCGCUGGUGCUCUCGCUCUUCACCGCUGGGGUGGCUGCUGGUGCGCCGGGUGCGCCCUGCGAGGAGGGCCCGGUACUCAUCAUUGGCUCGGGCAUCUCCGGCUUGGUGGCUGCGCGCUCCUUGCAACACUUCGGAUGCCCGGUGCAGUUGCUGGAAGCGCUCGACCGCCCUGGGGGCCGCACUCACACCUUCUCCUCGGUCCCUUUCGCUGGCCUCGAGGAGGGUGCGCAUUGGGUGCAUGGCGGCACAGACAAUGUCCCGGUGUCAGUGCUGCUGCGCAUGAACAACAUCUCGCAGGUCCGCGUGGGCGGCGACGACGACUACGAAGGUCCCCGGCAGCGCCUGCGGCUCUUCGACGCCUCUGCGCGGCCGCUGGACGCCGCGCGGCGCGAGGUGAGCUUCGAGCUCUUUGAGACGGCGAUGGCGGCGGCCACGGCGUAUGCCGAGGGGCAUUACGGCCGUUUGGACCACGUGGCGGUGGCGGAGGUCUGGGACCUGGCCUUGAAGGUGAAGUAUUCCAAGGAGAGUCGAGCCCUGCUCUCCUGGCACCAGAAGGUCUCCUACGAACAGGACUCGGGCGCAAGCAUGACAGAGCUCAGCGCGGUGGCGGAGUAUGUCGAAGACUACACGGACUUCUACCCCGAUCGCUCCGAGGGCAUGGAAGAGCACGGUGAUGGCUUUGUGCAAGGCGGUUACUCCGCGCUGGUGCGUCGCUUGUCCGAGGGCCUCGACCUCCGCUUGAGCUCGCCCGUGACACGUGUGGACCAUUCGCCGCAGGGCGUCUCGGUGACCCUGCAGAGCGGCGAGCGCGUGCAAGGAAGUGCCGUGAUUGUCACCGCUUCGAUCGGAGCUUUGCAAGCAGAAGGCAUCGCCUUUCAACCCCCGCUGCCCAUCGAGAAGCAGAGGGCAUUGAGGCGUCUAAGGAUGGGAAACGUGGCCAAGGUGUUGGUGAAGCUCGCCCACUCCGCAAGAGACUUUCUAGGCGCUUACUCUUUGGGUUUCCUGGGCAAUGGCACCCUCUCUUACUGCAUCCGUGCGCGCCGAGAAGGCAAGGGGCCUUUCCUGGAAUGCUUCAUGGGAGGCCAUGAAGCAGUCGACGCGGAGCAGAUGGAUUUAGAGGAGCUCACCAGACAGGUGAAGCAGCAACUGGCGCCACUGCUAGGCGAUGCGGACGUGGAGUCGGUGGCCAUCACGCGCUGGGCCACGAAUCCCUACAUCCGUGGUGCUUGGAGCUUCGUCCCCGUGAACGCCAUCGUCCAGGAUUUCGAUACAGUCGCUGCCACCGUGGGCCAGCGGCUCCUUUUUGCCGGCGAAGGGACCUGCCGGCUGCUUUAUGGGAACGUCCAUGCCGCGGUGAUCAGUGGCGCUCGGGCGGCCUGCGAGAUCUUGGGUCGAAGCGGCAACAGCUCCUGGCCGCUCUUCCGAAAAGACCUCCUCCAUUUGUGCACUGAAAGUCCGACAUCUUCGUCGGCUCCAGCGUCAAGGGGACGCCGGAGCGCCAUGCACCUCAUGCGAGCACUGCGGCCAAGCCCAAGCUUGCUUCUGGUUUGA
Messenger RNA from Durusdinium trenchii, 1572 nucleotides. The record is from the annotation of a GenBank genome assembly. Lineage: Eukaryota; Dinophyceae; Suessiales; Symbiodiniaceae.